This is a messenger RNA of Acanthosepion pharaonis, 561 nucleotides long. NCBI's taxonomy places the organism in Eukaryota, Metazoa, Mollusca, Cephalopoda, Sepiida, Sepiidae. The record is from the annotation of a GenBank genome assembly.
AUGCGUGUCUUUUGUAACCAAAUCUACCGACCACCUCCUGUCUUCUUUCCAUGUAUGUCUGUGAAUAUCGUGUCUAAGGCCCAGAGGAGUCGGUCUCUUUCUUUUCUUCCUUUUAUGCACAAUAGACUAUCUCUUUCUUUCUUUCUUUCUUUCUUUCUUUCUUUCCUUCUUUCUUUCUUUAUUUCUUUCUUUCCUUCUUUCUUUCUUUCUUUCUUUCUUUCUACUUUUUGCUUUUAUUUUGGCUUUAGUUUCUUUUUAUGCCCAUCUUUUUUGUCUUUAUUCUACACUUCUUUUCAUAAUUAUCUUUCUUUUUUCUCUUGUACGCACACUACACUCCCCCCCUCUCUCUCUCUCUCUCUCUCUCUCUCUCUAUUUUCUUCCUUUAUUUUUCUUUUUCUUUUGCUUUAUCUUUUUCAUGGCCAUAGUCUUUUUUGUCUUUUAUACACACUACACUAUCUCGUUUUUUCUCUCACUCUUUAUUUUCAUUCUUACUUUUUUUCUUUCUUGAUUUCUUUCUUUCUUUCUUUAAUUCUUUCUUUAAUUCUUUCUUUCUUUCUUUAA